GCAGGCGGGAAGCUGUGCAGCGGGGGGGGGGGGGGGGGGGGGGCGGAGGGCGCCCCGAGGAAGGAGCCGCGUCUCCGCGAGGCCCCAGUGCCCCUCGGCCUGGGGGACGAGCCCGUGGGAAAUGCUUUCUCGCGCUCACCUCGGAGUGGGAGGGGCAGGGCAGGCCUGAAGCGGGUCCUUCCGGGCGACCUUUGCAGAGACCCCCGACCCCCGACCCCCCGACCCCCGACCCCCGACCCGCGCAGCCGCUGCUCCCCGCGGGCCGAGGACCAUGUGCGGCCGCACCUCCUGUCACCUGCCCCGAGACGCGCUGUCGCGAGCCUGCGCCUACCGGGACCGCCAGGGCCACCCGCGCGUCCCCGAGUGGAGGGACCCCGACAAGUACCGGCCGUCCUACAACAAGAGCCCCCAGUCCUGCAGCCCGGUGCUGCUGUCCCGCCUGCACUUGGACAAGGGUGCGGACUCCUCGGAGCGCAUCAUCGCUCCCAUGCGAUGGGGCCUGGUUCCAUCUUGGUUCAAAGAAAGUGACCUCUCCAAGCUGCAAUUCAACACUAGCAACUGUCGGAGUGAUACCAUGCUGGAGAAGCGAUCCUUCAAGGUGCCUCUGGGGAUGGGCAGACGCUGUGUCGUUUUAGCGGAUGGAUUCUACGAGUGGCAGCGGUGUCAGCUCUCAAGCCAGAGGCAGCCAUACUUCAUCUACUUCCCUCAGAACAAGACAGAAAAGUCGGAGAGCCUCAGCGCUGCGUACAGUCCUGAGGACUGGGAGAAAGUCUGGGAUAACUGGCGGCUGCUGACCAUGGCUGGUAUCUUCAACUGCUGGGAGCCCCCAGAGGGAGGAGAGCGUCUGUACUCUUACACCAUCAUCACAGUGGACUCCUGCAAAGGCUUGACCGACAUCCACCCCAGGAUGCCUGCCAUACUGGAUGGAGAGGAGGCGGUCGCUAAGUGGCUCAACUUUGGGGAGGUCUCAACACAGGAAGCCCUCAAGUUAAUCCACCCCAUCGAGAAUAUCACCUUCCACCCUGUCUCUACUGUGGUGAAUAACUCUCGAAACAACACUCCAGAGUGCCUGACCCCUGUCCACUUACUGGUCAAAAAGGAGGUCAAGGCAAGUGGCAGCAGUCAGAAGAUGUUGCAGUGGCUGGCCACAAAGUCGCCCAAGAAGGAAGCACCCCCGACUGCCCAGAAGGCGGCAGAGGCAGAUGUGCCCCAGUGGUCCAGCCAGUCUGUGCAGAGGAGCCUGCUGCCCACUAAAAGGGGCAGUGCUGGACUCCUGGAGCGAUGGCUGAAGCGGGAGGAGGAGCCGGCGGCCAAGCGGCCUCACGACCAGUGAGGCAGGCCCACCAAGACCCAGGCCCCGCUCUGCCACAUGAAAAGCAGCUGGUGGCCAGGAUCAGGUGGGGGGCUGGCUCGGGAGGUGGCCGCAGUGUUAGUUGGCAGUUGUAGAUGUGAGAGAAUGGCGGUCCUGACUGUGACCAGAGUUCCACCCAAAUCACACUGGUGGCUGUUUCCUGCCCUGCAGUUAUUAGCAGAAGGCCGUCUCUGCUCAGCUGUUGCAUCCUUCAGUUAAAAGUUCUUAAAGGGUUGUAUUUUUCCCCGAAUAAAUUAUAUUUGAUAAACUGCA
This is a messenger RNA of Erinaceus europaeus (western European hedgehog), 1624 nucleotides long. It is a transcript of the gene HMCES, whose product is annotated as 5-hydroxymethylcytosine binding, ES cell specific. The record is from RefSeq and is a predicted model, not a curated record. Gene Ontology annotation, biological process: DNA damage response. Gene Ontology annotation, molecular function: single-stranded DNA binding. The transcript is spliced from 6 exons. NCBI's taxonomy places the organism in Eukaryota, Metazoa, Chordata, Mammalia, Eulipotyphla, Erinaceidae. Bases 272 to 1333 code for a protein of 353 amino acids.